UGCAAGCUGCAAAAUUAAGUUGAAUUUACUCAACUUCCGGAAAGUACACUAUUUUUGGCGGAUUUUCCUCGAUACUCGUUAGAGACUCGCUCACUAAGCCCAAUUCAUGUGCUUCGCUUACCAGCACUGCGCCAAACAGCUGACGCCAGCUGUCAAACGCAAAUCAACCAGUGAUGUGUCAACAGCGGACGUGGUUUCCUAGCAUUUAGCAUAUACAAAAAAAAUCUAUUAAUUAUUGCAUUAAGUAAAGUGGCUGCCUUACUAUUCCAAUUCGACUUUUGUAAAUGUAGCAACCAAUUCCAAAAGUACGUACCCACCAAAUAAAAUGGACAUAACGCAAAAAUUCAAAGCCGGUGUAAUGACAGUGAAACUGCAACGCAAAGGUGAGCUCCCACCGCAGCCAUUGGACAAACAACGAAUUCUAUCCAAAAGCGGCGUUGGGCUUUCUGUCGGACAACGUGACGAAUUCUCACGCCAAGCAAAGGAUGUGUGCCACAAAAUAACCACAUUGCGUAAUGUGCUGGUGGAGAAUAGGGCGGCGUACAUGCGCAUCGGUCAACACCUGAAGAGUGCGACACACAUGACGGACGAACAACGCGACCUCAUAGACCGCGAGUCGGAAAAGUUUGUUACAUUUUACACCCAACACUUGGCACAAAUGCGUGCCGAUUGGAAACGUGCAAAAAGAAAACCACAACAGCAGCAACAUAUGGAGGCGGUACUAGAUUUAUUAGAACGCUAUUUGCGCAGUGUGCAGCAAAUCUAUUUGGAUCAAAAACGUUAUCGUGUACAGUAUGAGCUGGAAACGUAUAAGUUAUUAAAAUUGGCAGCUGAUAAAAAGAAGAUACCAGUGCGUCCGGCUGGUGAGCACAGUGGGCGACGCGUGAUACGGCACUCUCCAAGUAGUACCACCGACGAUGAAGAUAUUCCUGAUGAUUUACGACCACAAAAAAGCUUGAGUGAUGAAGCUUUAGACUUGCAAGGUGAUUGGCUAGAUGAUGAUGAUUUCGGUGACAACGACCGCGGCAACAAAAAAGUCAUUAAUAAUGCAGCCGAUGGUAAGUUGAAUGGUUAUAGUUACGUUGAUAAAAGCACAAAAGUGAGUGGACCGCAAUUACGGCAUCGAAAUCCACAUGCUGAAGAUGAAGAAAACAUUGGUAGCGGUGGCGAGCUAAAGACGACACAAUCAUCGCAAAAGGUGGCGCUAGACGAGGACAUACAAAAAUCGCAGCAAUUAGAGGACGAGGCUAAGAAACUUUCACCCGAAGAUGUGCAAAUGUACGAGCAAGAAAAUGUGCAGCUAUAUCACGAAUUGCAAGGGUUGGUGGAAGAGGUGGAACAGAUCGAGAAGAAUGUGGUGGACAUAGCGCAGUUGCAGGAUAUCUUUACUGAAAAGGUCUCACUUCAACAACACAACAUCGAACGCAUUGCCAGCGCUGUGGUUGGCGCAACAGAGAACGUCAAAGACGCCAAUGAACAAAUCCAGCAAGCUAUACAACGCAAUGCUGGCCUACGUGUAUGGUCAUUGUUUUUCCUUUUAGUAAUGUCGUUUGCCUUACUCUUCCUCGACUGGUAUUACGAUUAAAAUCGCAGUGCCUGUGGAUUAAUUUAUGAAUAGGUAUGCAUGCGGUAUUAAAUAUGUAUUUAAGCAAAUGAGUGCACACGCACACAAAAGAAAAAAAGAAAGAAAUCUAUAAGCAAAAUGCUGUACGUUGAUAAUUUUUGUUGUGAAUUUUAAGAUAUUGUAAUAUGUACUUGUACUCUUGGGAAUGAAAUUAUUUAUGGUAUUUUUUUUGUUACAGGUAGUAAUAUUAAAGUUCACUUCAAGAAUUUCUGAUUAUAUUUAGUCACAUUUGCAUAAAAUAACGGAGUUAGUUUGUGAAAGCUACAUGAAAAAUAAGUUUUGUACCAAUCUUAGCCUAAGUAAUCACAAGAUGAUAAACUAGUAACUAUAUAAUUUGUAUCGUAACAUUGCAAUAAUAAAUGGCUGUUUUACAGCACUUAGUGAACUUACGGGUAAAUGAAAAUUUUAGUCUAGUUUUUCUUUUAUAUAGCACAGUAACGUGGAUGAUGAUGAUCAACAUAGUGGCGAUCUCGCGAAAGAACUAUUCACUGCAAGAUACAUAUAUGACGAUGUCUGCGUACGCAAUGGGUACCGAAGUGGAUGGUAUGAAGAGGUUCAACUGAAAUCGAACUUGUGCUCAUUUUAGGCCCACAGGCUCAUCCAACUCAAUGAAGAUCCUUGGUCUUAAUAUCUGCGAGUCGCAUGAAGAGGAUACCAAUGAAAAAGGUAAUCUUUUUGGUAAGCUGACUGAACUUUUAAUGGGACGGAUAUAGUCCAACGCAUAGAAAUACAAUGAGCACACCGGCAUAGUUGGACAAAUUGUACGAAUGAAUAAGGACGCUGCGGUGAAAAUGACCUUCAUUUCACCAGCCAUGCAUGGAUAAUGGAAGGAAGUGCGCGCGAGAACACAGUGGAUCUACCAAGCGCAGAAGGACCUAUCUACAAUUGCUGUGAGAAACUUACUUGCGCAACCUCGCAAAUUAGAGUGACUAUGGGACAAGUUUCUUGACCCGGAGGUGAUUUCGUAGCUUUUGAUACCACACCCAUGAUUCUUCUAUUGAAGUUUAUUGGCUCGAAGCAAUUACAGAACAAACAAAAAUUCGCUAAUUAAGUGUAUUGAGAUACCCUUAUUCAGUUGUCCAGGCUAUUUACCCGAAUCGAUAGCAGAACUUUUCUGGUUUAAAUAAGCGAAUGCAUUUUCUGCAAUGAAAAUGCAAAAUGAGAAUAAUUUAAACCCUUGAUUGAGGAAUUCCUACCUACUUUGGCUAUGUCAGUCAAACCCUCAAAAAAUUUGAAUCCAUGAACUUUCGCCUUCCUCUACGGAGUGUGUGGUAUUUGCUUAACAGCUGCCGCAAAAGUUUCUGGCUUCUCUUCAGCAUGGGUAUACCUUUCGAUCGCUUCUCGUUCCAUUUCGGCCACAUGAGUUUUGUAUUACUGCAAGUGGGGAUACUAGCCCACCUAUCACUUGCUUGUAUUUAGAGAUACGUCCCUUAGAAUGCGAUUGCAGGCAGCGAGCGGUAUGCCUAAACCCUUCCAUAUGCGCAAGUGGAAGAGAUGUGCUCCCUUUUACAAGUUCGUCCGCCUUCUGGUUGCCGGGUGAGGAAGAUACCUAAAUUCUUUACCUGGUAUAGAAAUACUACAUAUAUCUAUUUGAAAAGUUUAGACUUGGUACACAGUAAUCCGUUGCAAAAAGUUGAGUAGGACACGCCUAUUACCAUCACACAGAGUUUGUGGAACUUUUCCGCUAACAACCACCGCAAGUUAAGGCAUUUAGAAUCAAAAGUCAAGUUUUUAAAUUGUUAUUACUAUAAAGAAGAAAACACCGUUCUUUUCAUUUAUUGUUAUUGCAUAUAAAUUAUUGCUUUCACAUGUUAAAAUUUUAGUUCUAAUUUUUAAUAUUUUUCUUUGUUAUAAUAAAAGCGCCAGGCUUAGAGAGUAGCCAUAUGCGGUUCACAAUACAUUCAGAUAUUUUUUUU
This is a messenger RNA of Rhagoletis zephyria (snowberry fruit fly), 3540 nucleotides long. RefSeq names its product syntaxin 18 (gene Syx18). The record is from RefSeq and is a predicted model, not a curated record. Gene Ontology annotation, biological process: retrograde vesicle-mediated transport, Golgi to endoplasmic reticulum; intracellular protein transport. Gene Ontology annotation, cellular component: membrane; SNARE complex; endoplasmic reticulum. Gene Ontology annotation, molecular function: SNAP receptor activity. Lineage: Eukaryota; Metazoa; Arthropoda; Insecta; Diptera; Tephritidae.